This is a messenger RNA of Magnolia sinica, 1854 nucleotides long. RefSeq names its product pentatricopeptide repeat-containing protein At3g29230-like. The transcript is spliced from 3 exons. NCBI's taxonomy places the organism in Eukaryota, Viridiplantae, Streptophyta, Magnoliopsida, Magnoliales, Magnoliaceae. Gene Ontology annotation, molecular function: protein binding; RNA binding. Gene Ontology annotation, biological process: RNA modification. The record is from RefSeq and is a predicted model, not a curated record. The coding region runs from base 1 to 1854 and encodes 617 amino acids.
AUGGCAGAAGCCAAACAGAUCCUCUCCCAAAUUAUCCAAACGGGCAUUUCCAAUCACUCUUCUUCUCUCUCUGCAAUCCUCUCCUUCUCCGCAACCUCACCCCAAGGCGACCUCCAUCUUGCGUCUUUGAUCUUCGCCCACAUCGAAAAACCCAACUCCUUCGUCUGCAAUUCCAUGAUAAGAGGAUUUGCGAGCUCUCGAAACCCCGAUCGAGCCCUUUUCUUCUACCUUCAGAUGAAUCGUGAAAAAUCCAUCGCCGAUAAAUUCACUUUCCCUUUCGUUCUCAAAGCUUGCGCUGUUCUGCUAGCCGUAGAGGUCGGUAGAUCUGUUCAUGGGAAGAUUAUACAAUUGGGUUUUUCUUCGGACCCUUUUAUUUGUAGCGGUUUAGUCCGAAUGUACUCUGAAUUCAAUGAAAUUGAUGUUGCUCGGAAGCUGUUCGACGCAACUCCUGAGAGGGAUUUCGUUCUCUGGAAUUCGAUGAUUGGUGGGUAUUUGAAAUGCGGCCUCUUGGACCCUGCGCGCGGAUUGUUUGACAAUAUGUCUGAUAAGAACGUUGGCACAUUCAAUGCAAUUCUCGGGGGGUAUGUGAGGUUUGGGUGUCUAGCCAUUGCUCACAAGCUAUUUGAAGAAAUGCCCGAACGAGAUGUAGUGUCAUGGAACACAAUGAUUGGGGCCCAUGCAAGGUGUGGAUCCGUGGGGACUGCGCAGAAACUUUUCAAUGAUGCGCCUGUUAGAAAUGUGACCACAUGGAGUGCGAUCAUAUCUGGGUUUGCGCAGAGCAGUCGAUUCCAGGACGGGCUCGAGAUCUUCAAGGAAAUGGUGCUUGAGGGUGCCAAGCCUAACCAAGCCAUAUUGGUUAGUGUACUCUCUUCAUGUGCUCAUCUUGGGGCUCUUGAGCAAGGCAUUUGGAUUCAUGCUUAUAUUGAGAAACAUGGGAUUGAGGUGGAUGAUGUAUUAGGCUCUUCUCUCAUUGAUAUGUACUCGAAGUGCGGUUUCCUACAAGGUUCUAGGAUGGUGUUUGAUAAGAUUGUCAAGAAAGACGUUUGUGCAUGGACUUCGAUGAUUUAUGGGUUUGCCAUACAUGGGCAUUCCCUUAGAGCCCUCAAUCUAUUUGCCGAAAUGGAGGCUGUGGGGAUUAGACCUAACAAUAUUACCUUUGUAGCUAUCUUAUGUGCUUGUUCUCAUUCAGGGCUAGUUGACAAGGGGCGAGAGAUCUUCAACCGAAUAAAUAGAUCGGAUCACAUGAGGCCUACAAUUGAGCAUUACACUUGCAUGGUCGAUCUUCUGAGUCGGGCAAACCUCUUAGAUGAGGCUCAGGACCUUAUCAAGGCCAUGCCGAUGGAGCCAGAUGAUUCUGUCUUUGGGGCUCUGCUAAGUGGGUUUAAUAUACACAGGAGACGUUGUUUGGGAAAUGAAGAUGUAGGGAAGCAGAUUACAAAGCUACAAACGGCAGAUAGUGGGGCUUAUGUACUCAUGUCAAAUAUGUAUGCUUCGAUCGAACAGUGGGACGAGGUUGCAAGGAUGAGGAGGAUGAUGGUGGGAAUGGGAGUGAAAAAGAAUCCUGGUUGUAGCUUGAUUGAGGUGCUUAUGAGCAAUGAUAAUACUUUUAAAGUAGUAAGUGUUGGAUCGGUGCGUAUCAAGAUGUUUGAUGGCGUGGAGCGUAUCUUGAUCAAAGUGAAACACGUUCCUGAUUUGAGGAAGAUUCUGAUAUCUCCGGGAGCACUCGAGGAGGCUCUUGAUGAGCUUAAUGCCGAAAAGCGAGCGAUGGAUGAUAAAAUGGACUCAUUCUACAAGAAUGAGAUGUGGGAGUUGGUGGAGCUUCCCAUCGACCGUAAAGUGAUUGUGUGCAAGUGA